Halteromyces radiatus is the source of this 426-nucleotide messenger RNA. RefSeq lists its product as uncharacterized. The coding region runs from base 1 to 426 and encodes 141 amino acids. Gene Ontology annotation, molecular function: nucleic acid binding. The record is from RefSeq and is a predicted model, not a curated record. NCBI's taxonomy places the organism in Eukaryota, Fungi, Mucoromycota, Mucoromycetes, Mucorales, Cunninghamellaceae. The transcript is spliced from 4 exons.
AUGAUCACAUUCAUGGUAACCAGGUUCUUGACCAAUUCAAUGAAAUACUUUAGUAGAUGUGUGCUUGUUCGUGGGGAGAUCCAAAGACAAAAGUUGUAUGACCAGUUUAUUUCGACUGAUUGUUCUGAUAUUGAGAUACUGAAUAACGCUGUAAAGUCGAUACACCAAGCAAUUUCUUUGAAGCGACUAUUCUUCCUGCUAUUAUCAGAAAUAUGCGGCAAUGCCUUUAACAAAGAUGAUUCCAAAGGUCAUAGUGGUCGAACUGUUAACUGUCCGUCUGGCACUGUUGUUGAUAAUGAUAUCGUGCAUCCGAUCAUAUUUGAUUUUUUCUGUACGGCAUUAUAUUAUGCUGCAUUGUUGGCUACUCGUGCUGUGUCUAUCAAUAUGGGAAAAAUCAGGAAGAUAUUGAUGAUAUCAGAUUCAUGA